AUGUGAUCUUUGGACUUUAAAGAAAUAUAUUCAAUAAUAAGGACAUAACAAAACAUCGAAACACAAAGUGAAACCGACUUUAUAUCAACUAUGCAUCUACGAGAACGUUACUGAUUUUCAACAUGAAGUUCCUAUCAAACUUUGCCAUAAGCGCUUACAGACAUCUAGGAUAUCGCGGUAGCAACCUAGCAGUAUCCUCGGCUAGUUGGAGAAAAAUGGCGACUGAGGUGGAAAAGGCACAAUCCGCUGCACCGGACGGUGGUGAUACAAUAUUUGGGAAAAUACUACGUAAGGAAAUCCCAUGCAACUUUAUUUAUGAGGAUAGCCAGUGCGUUGCAUUUGAGGAUGUAAAUCCUCAAGCACCUGUGCAUUUUCUGGUGAUUCCACGGAAACCAAUUCCACAACUCUCUAAAGCUCAAGAUGAGGAUGAAGCUUUACUUGGUCACUUGAUGUAUGUUGCUCAAAAAGUUGCAAAGCAGAAAGACUUAAAGAAUGGAUUUCGUUUAGUUAUCAAUGAUGGAAAACAUGGUGCACAAUCUGUAUACCAUCUACAUCUGCAUGUUCUUGGUGGUCGACAGUUACAGUGGCCACCUGGCUAAUUAUUUACAUGUUUAAAUAUACAAACGAUUGCAGUUAUAAAGCCUAUAUUUAUUAUCAAUGAAAUACUAAAGGUAUUAUAUAUCAAAUAUUUCUAAGGUUGGAGAAUUUCUAUGGUUGGAGAAUAUUUAAAAAUAUACUGCAAUAAUAAAAAAAUAUUACAGGUUUUAA
Molecule: messenger RNA, 768 nt
Organism: Linepithema humile (Argentine ant)
Lineage: Eukaryota; Metazoa; Arthropoda; Insecta; Hymenoptera; Formicidae
Gene: HINT1
Product: histidine triad nucleotide binding protein 1
Biological process (GO): purine ribonucleotide catabolic process
Cellular component (GO): nucleus; cytoplasm
Molecular function (GO): hydrolase activity
Source: RefSeq, a predicted model, not a curated record